AUGUUCGCGGUAUCCGCCAAGACGAUCGCGCCGCGCGCGGCGUUCAAGACGCCGCGCGCGAGCGAACGCCGGCACACGACGGCGAUCCGCGCCGCGGGUUUGGACUUUUCCGAGCUCGAGGAGACGGCCGCGCCGCCCACGCGCGCUGUGCGCAAGGACGGUUUGUCCUCCAAGGAGGCCAAGCAGUCCAAGCGAUACCGCGCGGCGAAGAAAUCGGUGCCAUCUCGCUUAGAUGCCCAAGGUACGGCUGCGGCAAUCGACCUCAUGAAGAGCACGUCGACAGCCAAGUUCGAUGAAACCGCCGAGUUGCACAUCCGCCUCAAUAUCGACCCGAAGUACAACGAUCAACAGUUGCGCGCGACCGUUGCGUUGCCGAAGGGUACCGGUAAGACUGUCCGCGUUGCCGUUUUAUGUCAAGGCGACAACGUCAUGAAGGCGAAGGAAGCGGGCGCCGAUUUUGCGGGUGCGGAUGACUUGGUUGACGAGAUUGCCGGCGGUAUGAUGGACUUUGACUUGCUCGUUGCGACUCCGGACAUGAUGCCGAAGGUGGCCAAGCUUGGUCGCGCGCUCGGACCGAAGGGCCUGAUGCCAAAUCCGAAGGCGGGUACGGUGACGACCGACGUGGCGACGACGGUCACCGAGUUCAAGGGGGGUAAGGUUGAGUUCCGCGCGGACAAGCAGGGCAUUGUGCACGUGCCAUUCGGCAAGCUCAGCUUCCCGGCUGCUGAUCUCUCGGCCAACCUCCUGGCGGUUGUUGCCGCAAUUGAUGCCAACCGCCCGGUGGGCGCCAAGGGUGUCUACUGGCGUACGAUGUACAUUGCUUCGUCCAUGGGCCCGUCUGUCCAAGUCGACGUCGCGGCGGCUCGCGCCGAAGUCGCCGAAGCCGGUAUCGUCGCGGCUUAA
Ostreococcus tauri is the source of this 903-nucleotide messenger RNA. RefSeq names its product Ribosomal protein L1, 2-layer alpha/beta-sandwich. Bases 1 to 903 code for a protein of 300 amino acids. Gene Ontology annotation, molecular function: structural constituent of ribosome; RNA binding. Gene Ontology annotation, cellular component: large ribosomal subunit. The transcript is spliced from 2 exons. Lineage: Eukaryota; Viridiplantae; Chlorophyta; Mamiellophyceae; Mamiellales; Bathycoccaceae. Gene Ontology annotation, biological process: translation. The record is from RefSeq and is a predicted model, not a curated record.